Anneissia japonica is the source of this 2433-nucleotide messenger RNA. Its product is annotated as cilia- and flagella-associated protein 53-like. The record is from RefSeq and is a predicted model, not a curated record. NCBI's taxonomy places the organism in Eukaryota, Metazoa, Echinodermata, Crinoidea, Comatulida, Comatulidae. The transcript is spliced from 7 exons. Bases 174 to 1733 code for a protein of 519 amino acids.
ACUGCUGUAUUGAUCGCCAGAGGUGUUGGCAACAGUCUAGGUUGUUGAAGCCUGUUUGUUGAUUAAGGCCUUUGUAGAAUUCUUGUACACGUAAACUAUCUGUUAUAUUGUCAUAUCGAAAGAACAUUCUUUUGAGUUGAUAUUCGUUGUCAUUUACGUGGAGAAUAUCAACCAUGUUAGCUACUCAAAAACCCAGAAAAACUCGAGAGUUCACAGGCCCAACACCACACUCAGUUGCCAUCAGAGCAAAAUUCCCCAGCAAACGCCCUCCAGAUCACCUAAUUCUUGAAAGAAGACGUAAAGAUGAUUUAAGGGAGGAGGCAGAGUCCAUCACCAGGUAUAACAAGCUGUGUGACAUGAAAAAUGACUGGGAGAAGAUUACGGACGUACGAAUUCAAAAAAACACAGUGAAGGGCCGGGUGAACAAUCUACUUCAACAGCAAGAGUUUAAAUUAGAAGACAGAAGGGAAAGAUUAAGAGAACUACUAGCUACUGAGGAACGGCAGUACAUUGCUGAAAUGGAGGCCAGCCAGGAAACAAUAUUGGAACGUCAAGCCAAGAUGAGAACAAGAGCAAAGUUUCUAAAGGAAAAGAGGGAAACUGAAAGACUUCAAGUUGUAGCUGAGAAGCUAGAUCAAAGAUGGAGGGAGGAAUGUGAAGAGCUUAGAGCAACACUCUCAAGACGUCACAUGGAUGAGGUAUGCACAGAACGUUUUGCACAACUUCGCAUGAAAGACGAGAUGCACAUGCAGAAGCUUGAAGAAGAUAAGAUGUAUGCAGACCUCUGGGAACAAGACCGCUUGUCCAAGGCAGCACGAGAGGAGAAGGAGUCUCAAGAACAACAUGAAAGAAAUAGGGAUAUGGUGGAAACACUACAGAAACAAAAGGCUGCUCUUGAGGCGCAGAAAGAAGAGGAAAAAAGAUUGAAGGAGGAAGAAGGAAGACUUUUGACUGAAGAAAGAGAACUCCGCAGACUGGAAGAAGAAGAAGCUCUUCGUGAGAAGCGUAGACGCCAAGCGGAAACUAGGCAAGUACUCAGUACGUCCAUCAAACUAAAGAUGAAGAAGAAAGCACGAGAAUUGCAAGAAGAAUUAGCGCUUGAUAUGAAGAUCCUUGAGAAACUCCUGGAGGACACUCGCAAUGAAGCACUUGAAGUUGCUCAGAGAAAACGUGAAUUAAGAGAGGAAGACAGAGUAUACAGAGAUUACCUUCAGCAACAGAUGGCAGAGGAAGCAAGAAGAGAAAAAGAGAUUGAUCAAAUGAUUGAUGAAGAAGUCCGUAAACAGUGGCAGAAAAGACUCGACCAAUGGGCCAAAGAAAGAGUUGCACGUAAACAACUGAUGGAAAAUGUGCUUAAGGUUAGACACCAGCAAGUCCAAGAACGAUUGGCUGCAAAUUCUGAAGCCCAAAAGGCUGCGCAGGCUGAACGUGAAUCCAUGCAAGCUGCGAUGGCAGAGCACAAACGUCUGGAAAAAGAGCACAUUGCCAACAUCCGUCACCAGAAUCUAAAAUACCAACAAGACCUCCUAGAUCAAGCUGAAUACAUCAAUUGUCAGAGAGAGAUAGAGAAGGAUGAAGACUAUAGACAUUACCUUAAGGGAAUCGAGGCAGAGGCUAACUAUCAAGCAAAACUAAAAGAGGCCCUCGCAAGGCCAGUAGUAGACAAAGCCCAUCCGAUGAGACGGGCUUACAUGGAACGAAUGAGUGCAAAAGUACGAGAAGAUAGAUUAUAGUUCUAUUUUAAAUAUCAAUUUUAACAUUUUGUAAAUUAUUGUAAAUACUUUCUUUAGCUGAUUAUUAUUACUAUAAUUAUAUACUUAAUCAAAUUGUGAAGUACAAAAUUCUUGCAUAAAUAUGUACUGUAGAACAUAAAUAUUUGUUUCAAAUCAAUUUAUUUGCUUUUGAAAAAAAUAAAUAUUUGAAUGGUAAGAUGGAUUACUACUUCAGUGUAUGCAUUAUACAGCAUGACAUAGGGUUCUUUUGAGAAUAUAAACUUUUAAAAAGGCAUGUCUUGUAAAACAUACUAGUAGAGAUGUGCACAGCAUACCAUAAGAAUACUAGGAGUCAAUUUUAAGCUGCCUUUUAUAUUUUAAAUUAAAUGUGCUGGCUUCUUGUACAUUAAGUCACCUUGUGACUAUGACAAUAAGUUUAUCUUAUCCUACUUGCCUGUCAGUGUGGGCACUGAAUUUAAAUUUUCCUUAUUCAUAAAUUUUAUUUUACACAGAAUGUUCUUAAAAAUAAUUCAUAACUGGCACAGUGUAUUGUCCAAAUCCCAGCCACAUUACUGUUAGUAAAUCUGUUAUAACACUACUUAUCUUCUCAAAGCUUUCCUCUUAUAUAACAUAUGCCCAAUUUUAUAUGUGAAGCAAACCCCACCCAUGUUACUACAACUUGUAUGCCAUUUGUCAUUAAAAGAAGUAGAAAUCUUGUUAA